Molecule: messenger RNA, 7994 nt
Organism: Nasonia vitripennis (jewel wasp)
Lineage: Eukaryota; Metazoa; Arthropoda; Insecta; Hymenoptera; Pteromalidae
Gene: Tdg
Product: probable serine/threonine-protein kinase yakA
Exons: 11
Coding region: 935-4228 (1097 amino acids)
Biological process (GO): base-excision repair, AP site formation
Cellular component (GO): nucleus
Molecular function (GO): DNA binding; mismatch base pair DNA N-glycosylase activity
Source: RefSeq, a predicted model, not a curated record
GCGCGGCGACUUCGCAGCAGUGCCGCCGCUACUACGGUGCCGUGCUUAGGUUAUCCGUGUCGCCGUGAGGCUAGUCUCUCGAGCUUCGCGUGUGUGUAUAUCGUCUCGCGCGCGCACACCCCUCAGCUCGAAAAUAGUGUGUGCCGCGACAUAUAACUAUCCUCAUCACUCUCAUUGUUGUUAUCCACUCUCUCCCUCUAUCUCUGUCUGUGUCUCUCUCUUUCUCUCUCUCUCUCUCUCUCUCUCCGUCUGCCUUUCUGUCUGUCUGCCCGUCCGUCCGUCCGUUGUUUACCCACUUGUUUAUCGCUCGCGAUUGUGGAAGUCGGUUGUGCGGUUCUGCGCCGGUGGUGUUGUUGUUGGUAUAUUUUGUUGUUGCUGUACGUCUCUCCCGCGAGUGUUGCGGAGGUACAGUCGAGCGCACGCAUACUUAGCAGCAGCAGCAGCAGCAGCAGCAGCAUCCGGACGAAGGCGAGGGAGAGAGAGCGAGAGUCAGCGACAAAUCUCGACGGUGUGCGGGUGUGGUGCUGCAGCCUCGACAUGCAGCGGCUCUAAUACUAUAAGAGAGUGCGCGAGUGGGAUCGAGCCUCGACGAGGAUGACGAGGAGGCCGAGGUCGGCGCGGCGGAGCUGCUCCGCCUGCAGCUGUUGAGCCGCUCGGGACAAUACGCGUUGCUCUUCCUGGGAGCCUUCCUCAGAGAGGCUGCAUCAGGAGGAGAGCGAAAGCGAGCGAGAGAAUGACGAGGAUGACGCAUCUCCUGCCUGGCUCAUAGUGUAAACAGCAGCCAGCAGGGACUUACUACUGCUAGUUUAGCGGUGCAGGAGAGGAGAAGCUGUGCUGUGCAGAGUGAGAGAGAGAGAGAGAAGAUAAGGUGGUGACUCUUGCUUUGAUCUUUCUUCGGACUAGAGAGAUAGAGAGAAGCGCAGAGCUAGCUAAGAUGCAGGUGGCUACGCUGUUCAGGGAGAGCGCCAACCUGCUUGGCGCAUCCAGCAUGGACACUCCGCAGUCCCAUCAUCAGAUGCAGCAGCAGCAACAGCAACAGCAGAUGCAGCAGCAGCAGUCCAUCGACCACUUCAGCCAUCACAUGCAGCACCACUAUAAAAUGUCAUAUCCAUCGCCGGUAUCAAACGGCGUUCCAAAUGGUGCCACGAUGAAUUGUUCAGGCGUGAUGGUGAAGCAGGAGGCUCGGGACGACGGCUACGAGACCAGUCCAGACCUCGAGAUGCGCAGCACUGGGGGUGACAGCAGCAGCCAGCAGUACCAUACGCCGCUGACGCCGCACACGCCUCACACGCCCCACACGCCCCACACGCCCCUCACCCCCAUCUCGGCAACGACGCACCAGCCCCAGCAGCCAGGCUCGUCCGCCGCGACCCUCGGACAGGUGUCGAUAAAGUGCGAAACACCGGUGGACCCCUACUCCUUCGUGGACGAGGAGAUGACGAUGAGCGGCAUGAGGACAGCCAGUAGUCCCGGUGACAACCCAGACGUCAUGUCCUGUGGUGGUGCUCAACCGGGUCUCGGCACGCCCGCGCCGACGCCUCCCAACAGCCAGCUCUGUUCGGCUCAGCAGCAGCAGCAACAGCAGCAGCAGCAGCAGCAGCAGCAGCAGCAGCAGCAACAGCAGCAACAGCAGCAACAACAACAACCACAGCAGCAUCAGAUGAGUCUACAGAUGAUGAACGGAGCGCUGAAUCCCGCGCUGAAUCCUGCGCUGGCAGCUCAUCAGCCCAAGAAGAGAGGCCGCAAGAAGAAAUGCGAGAUGAUUCUCACGCCCGAGGAGGCCGAACUUGCCGAGGCGAAGAAACGGGCAAAGACGUACAAAGAGAGGAAGAAGCACGACAGGUUCGACGGUAUGCCGGAAGAGGAAGUGAGCAAACGCGUGCUUCCGGAUCACCUAACCAACGACCUCGACAUCAUCAUCAUCGGCAUCAACCCGGGACUGUUCGCCGCCUACAAAGGUCACCACUACGCCGGCCCUGGCAAUCACUUCUGGAAGUGUCUACACCUGAGCGGCCUGACGCCAGAGCCGCUGACAGCCGACGAUGACUACAAACUUUUGCGCCUCGGUAUCGGCUUCACGAAUAUGGUGGCCAGAGCCACCAAAGGCAGCGCCGACCUCACGCGAAAAGAGAUCAAAGAAGGAAGCCACAUACUGUUAGAGAAGCUGCGAAAGUACAAGCCUAAGAUAGCCGUGUUCAACGGGAAGCUCAUCUACGAGGUUUUCUCGGGCAAAAAGGAGUUCGGUUUUGGAAGGCAACCCAACCUCGUCGACGGCACCAACACAUACAUGUGGGUGAUGCCAUCGAGCAGCGCGCGCUGCGCACAGCUGCCGCGCGCGGCGGACAAGGUGCCGUACUACGCGGCCCUGAAGAAGUUCCGCGACUACCUGAACGGCACGAUCUCGCACCUCGACGAGUCGGACAUCGUGUUCGCGGACUCGAAGCUCAAGAAGCGCGAGCAGGACGCGCUCGAAGACAAGAAGCCCGUCUUCACCGACGAGCUCUGCGAUAGCGAGGGCAGAUACGUGGACGCAGGUAUGAUAAUCAAGCAGGAGCCGGGCCUGGUCCCGGGCAAGAAGAAGCGCGGCCGGCCGAAGAAGAUCAAGAAUCCCGAGGAGGCGCCACUGCCCGAUCCGGAGAAAGUCGACGGCAACGGCGAGGUGAUCAAGAAGCGCCGCGGCCGGCCGAAAAAGAUCCACCAGCAGCAGAAGCAGUCCGAGCGCGAGGCCAAGGAACGCGAGCACCAGGCCCAGCAGGCCCAGCACCACCAGCAUCACCUCCAGCAGCAGCAUCAUCAGCAGCACCAUCCGCACCAGAUGGGCGGACACAUGACCGACGGCUACGGCCAGCUGUCCAACUGCUUCUCGCCCCCGAUGAUGUCGCCGCCCAAGCCGUUCUCCCACAUGGCUCCUUAUCCCCAGCCGGGCCUGUCCGACCCCCAGAGCUACUACGGCCAGAGUCUCGCCGACAGCCCGUACAGCAAGCAGAGCCCGGUGCACCUGCAGCACUACAGCCAGAGUCCCAAGUCCAUGUCGCUGUCGUUCAGCCACUCGGACCUCUCCUCCGAGAUCAACACGGCCAUCUCGUCGGAGAACAACCUGGGCGAGCCCUCGCCGCUCACCUCGCCUGCCGGCAUGGACCAUCCGGACUUUGACGGCGCCGCCAUGCAGCAGCAGUCCCAGCAACAGCAGCAGGCGUCCUACAACCCCGCCGGCGAUCACGGAAGUCCAGCCGGCACACCCGGCUAUCCUGGAUACAUGAGCUAUCACGAGCAGCAGCAGCAGCAGCAGGAGCAGCAGCACGCGCCAACGCCCAUGAGCCAGACGACCGACGAGCACUCGCAUCACUCGCAUCCCACGCCGCCGCACAACCAUCCCCACACGCCCACGCACUCGAUGUCGCCGCAUCCGCACGAGCAGUACGGUCUGAAGCGGUCGACGGGCCAGGACGUGGCCUCGAAGAGCCUGAGCGAUCUGGAGUCCCUGGUCGACCAGAUCCCCAGCAUAGCCGAGAGCGGCGGCCAGCGGCUGGCGCAGCAGCAGCACAUGUCCGAGGAGUCGCUGGCCGAGAAGCUCGAGCAGCACCAGUCCUACCUGUCCUCCUACGGCCCGGGUGUGCCCGGCAAUCCCAACUACAGUCCGCCGCUGUCCAGCUCCCAGUACGCCGACAGCUACAACAACCCCAUCUACAGCAUGUCCAACCGGUCGCAGCAGGAGUCCCAGCAGCAGCAGCAGCAGAACUCUCACAGCAAGUCCUACACGGUGGAGAACCUCGCCUCGAGCAACUACACGCCGAGCCACGGCCAGCACUACGCGAACAUCCUGCAGCCGGGUCCGCACUACCCGGUGCCCAUGUCCGCAGCCGCGGCGGUCGCGAACAACGGCUACCUCUUCGGCGGUCUCGACGCCUCCCUCAUGCAGCAACAGCAGCAGCAGCAGCAGCAGCAACAGCAGCGUUACGGCAUGGCGUCGCAUCAGCAGCACCAUCCGUCCCUGCACGGCCACCACCCGAUGAACCAGUCGCCCUACCCGUACCAGACCACCUCCUACCAGAGCUCCUUCGAUGCCUACUCGAGCGCGGCCUCGCCGUCCAACCCGAGCUACGGCCAGGGCUACGCCAGCGGUGGUCAGCCUAGCCCCGGUGGUUCCUCCACGCCACCAGCGGCGUAUCACCACAUGUCGGCCGGCAGCAGGCCACCGCCCGUCGACCUCGCCUACGAUGGCGUAUGAUAGUCCCCGAGAGAGCCCAUCGAGGAACGCUUCUCCGCCGCUGCUGCUGCUGAGGGCCUGCUUGACGACGACGACGACGACGAGGCCGACGGCUAGGACAAUGCGCUAGGAUAACUCUCUUACUUUGUCUGUCUAUAUGUGAGCGCUGGGCUGCUUCUUUUUUACGAACGAGCGAGUCUGCCAGGACGAGAGACUGACUGUAGUGUGCAAUCCGGAAGAUUCGCUCCGGCCCACGGUGCAAUAUAUAUACAUACAAGCUGUGCGAGAGAAGGAGAGAGAGAGAGAGAGAGAGAGAGAGAUAGAGAGAGACACGGUCCCGGGCUCGCCGUCGUACACGUGCAAUACACCUCCUCUCGGAGAGCCGUUGUUUCUUCUUUACGUAUAUAUUAUGCAGGAUACGAAUGUGUAUUUGUGUGAGUGCAUGCGUGCGUGUGUGUGCGCAUAUUUUAAGGCUGCGAGAGGAGGAGAGGAGAAGGAAGCUUCUUUCGUCGAUUGUUUCCGUUGUUUCUCAUUGUCGACGAUCGACUAUUAUUAUGCGUACUAUACUUUUGUUUUAUUUUUCUGCGAUUGUUACGUUGAGUAUUACAGAUUCAAUUUUAUAUCAGCGAUUAAUUCGUUUCACUCACUUACAUACAUAGACACACAGUGCUGCUUCUCUCGAAUCGCGCGCAAUUGUUGGAGAAAAUGGCAAACAGGGCAUUCGAGUCACGAGUGAGUCUCAUCGCUCACGGCACCACCAACCCCCCCGACACCUUUACAAAGUCAUUCUUAUUUAUCGUUAUAUGAAACAUACGCGCAGUUGUGAUCGGCACUUUGAGUGCCGAGUGUAUUGUGUUGACGCCGUAUAAUAUAUUAAUUAUAAAUCGCGUUAUAUACAUAUUAUAUAUAAAUAAACGUUACAUUUUAUACGUCCUUCGAUUAUAUUCUAUAUGAAUUCUGCGAUGAAUGCGGUGUAUAGGAGCAAUGGGACUGUGGGCGCCUCCUCGUCAGCGAGCCCGAUAAAAAUGACGAUGACGACGACGACGACGACGAUGAUGAUCACACUCCUCGUUUCGCUGUGUAACGCUGUAACGCUGCAAACGCAUCGGCGCGAUUAUACAUACAUAUAAAUAUAAAUAUAUAUAUAAAUAAAUAUAUAUAUAUAUAUAUUAUACAUAUAUAAAUAUAAAAAAGUAUAUAUAUAAAUAUUAUAAAGAAUUAUUGAUUAUAAAGAGAGGGAGAAUGCUAGCUUUGACUCGGGCGAGACCUACGUGAAUUUUAAGAGAGAAAAAAACAAAAAAUUAAAAAGCGAUAAACAGCGAGUAACGUCGGCUGUAGGAUGAGUCGAGGUAUCGAGGAGGGAAAAAAAUGAUUGCACAGGGUAUAGAAAAAUGAAGUCGUUGAUAUACAUAAUAACUGAUGUCUUUAUACAUAUUAUAUAUUAUAUAUAUGAAGUAUGCAUUAAUAUACAUGUUUCUUUCUGUUCUAUCGGCCUCAAGCAAACUGAUUGAAUGAUAAGACAAAACAAGCAACCACUAUUAAACAGAAAUAAGCCAAAAAAGGUUCUUAGACGUUUUUCAGAGUCGAUUCCAAGAUCCGAUGCAGGCAUUAUCGAUAUAGAUGUUAUCAGUGUUAAGUACUCAUCCGUAGCUUAAAAGAAAGAAAGAUAAGAUGGUAAAAAGGCCUCACGAGGUCUAGGAAGAGAGACAGCCGUAGGCUAGACAAACGACGAAGCCGUUGCGCGUUUUCACUGUAAAUUAAUGAAGAAGAAACUUAUUCGUAUAAGAAUUGCGUGUGCGUAGGCGUCGAGGCACCGGGCCGACCGACUGCUUGUAUAACUCUGGUUUUCAGCCCUGACGUCGCUCGGCGCGAAAAUUAAAAAGACACGCCGUUAUGGAGUAUAAAACACAUAAACACGAGAACACUCACAUUGCUGUUGAUUGUACCGAGUUAAAUUCGAGGAUUAAGCGUAUAACAGAGCUUGAGCCAGUGGCUCGUAACAUAUUUUUUAAUUGCUUCAAGACCUCCAAUUGUUCUAUACCUACCUUAACGAUUAACACUUCUAAGUAUGUAUAAAAAUAAAAGUAAAAACGUAAAGAAAUAAACGAUGAAAAUCAUGUAACGACGCAAGCGAGCAGCUCGAUCGUCGGAAAAAGUGUUUUUUGUGUAAAAAAAGUAAUGGAUAAAGCAUAGUAACGAAUUACUCAACUAAAAACCGACGACGGCGAUGGUGUUGCGUGCGACGACAGCGCGCAUAAUGUCUCGCGCCGUAGUGGAAAUGCUUUAAUCAAGUAAUCCCUUCGACACUACACAGACACGCGUCUCAAUUGUUUCUAUUAUAUACAGUUUUCCGUUGUAUCUUGUCGAGAGAAAUUUUUUUAUAAGGAAAAACCAAUAAACCUGGAUAAAAGUGUUGUGCAUCUGAAUAAACAGUAAAAAAAUGAAUCCACGAAAAAAUUGUGUCUCAGAUCAGAUUAUUUCUCGUCUCUUCACUCUCGAUCGCCCAUCGAGCUUCGUUAUAAAGACUCGUCCACAGGGGUCGUUCUGCUCGCGUUAAAUCUUAGGGAAAGGGUGACGGAUGCGACCGAAAGAAUAUUCGAAUAACACGUGCACACGACGAGCGCACAACCUGAAAUUCGUGCGGUAAAAAAACGAAAACGAAAAAAAGUUCCUAUUGUAAGAGAUCGCUCCGUCGGAUUACGUUGUUCCGACAUCCUUGCUCUAUACGCAUCCGUGUAUCUCCGUGAGCGUUUGUAAACGAGCACUUUCGGAUUCUGUAGUCUUGUAAGUGAGUACAUACAUGCGCGCUUGCGUUUUUUCGCAACUCCAUGCGGCACUGAGAAAAAUGUCUCUCUGAUGACGCGUCGGUGUUUCUUGUUUGCCCGGAUUUUCGAGUCGAGAGGGUAGUUGUCUUAUUUCGUUCGAAAUUGUCGCGGUUCGCUGCUUUUCUAUUUUGUGAUACAGCUGUGUACAUAUUUCGACGUAACGAAUCUUUUGCUAUUGGGGAAAAAUCGAUCUUUUUUAGGGGGAAAGCAAAAAAUAAAUACGGAGGACGUUUCUUUUCUCUCUCGAUGCGUGCGGUCACCCAUAUACACACCAGAACACCUACACACACGAGUCGAAAGAUUUUUGUCAGUGCGUUGCGCGCGGUUGACACGAGGUGGAGAGGAGAAAUUUUCAUGCCGAACAUAAGAUGUGUAUAGCUUUAUUGUAUACUUGGUAUAUAUAAAUAUAAGAGCGAGAUGCGAGAAAGGGAGACGAGUUAGAAGAGAAGGUAAAGAGAGGCGGAAGUAUAAGAGGAAGACGCGCGCGUGAGUUUGCUAAUAAGGCAAAUGUUACUUAAUGUACAUUGUUUAUACAUAAUGAAAAACAAAUUCGGAUUAUGCUAAGCUCCACUAUGAAUGUGUGAUGUCCGUAUUAAAGAAUUAAAGCUAAAAAAGAAGCAUACAAAAAAGUAUCGUAUAUAUAUAUAACAAAACAAAAAAGCGUAAAGUGUCGACUCCUUGACUUUUUUCCAGAGAUUACAAUAGCGUCGACAAGCGAAACACUCUAUCCGUGAAAAGGGCGUGUGUAUAAAAUCUCUAUACCAUUAUGAUUUUUCCAGCUGAGGCUGCAUGCUCGACGAGAACGAAACUCUCUCUCGCUUGUUUUUGUGUGUCCCAGUACACCGCAUCUCCCUAUGUCUCCUAUAUGAUACACGAGACGGUAAUAUGCGCAUGUCAACGAGAUACGAGAAAUAAAGUGAUUCGUCGAAAAUGCAAAACUGUGCUUUGUAUUUUCAAAAACA